Messenger RNA from Staurois parvus, 297 nucleotides. The record is from the annotation of a GenBank genome assembly. NCBI's taxonomy places the organism in Eukaryota, Metazoa, Chordata, Amphibia, Anura, Ranidae.
GUGACCUUCCUGUGUGGAAUCCCGGGAAUACAGAGGACGGGGACAUCUCUCUGGUGGGUUCCCAUGACUGGAUCCAUCUAGAUCCUUGUGUCCUUCUAAAUACUCCCACUCCUCCAUGGAGAAAUAGACAGUGACACCCUGACACCUUAUAGGAACCUGACACACACAAUGAUACAGUCACCAUCCAGACACAUCCCUUGUCUGUUACUGGAGAAUGUCCCAGAAUUCCCGGCACCGCUCACCUCUCCUGUCAGCAGCUCAGUGAUCUCUCUGGUGACUUCUAGAAUCUUCUUCUUC